AUGGUGACAGUUGAAAAACCACCUCAAAAAGGUAAUUUGGGGAGCUCGUCCAAUGGAUAUCUGGGGCAGGAGGAUUCCAGCAGGGGCGCAGCAAGCGUUAACCUGCAGCAGGAGCUCGCUUGGUCAUUUGAGGAAGUGUCUGGAGGUCAAGUAGCAGACGUGUGUGACCUGUUGGACGAGGAGGUCGAGGUGCGGGUAGAGGACACACUGGAGCUUGUCAUUUCAGUGAGAAAUGAGCUGUCCUUCAGCUUCCCAUCACACAAGCAAACCUUCUUUAUUAACCUCUUUCUGGGAAUGGAUGGUCUGACCCUUCGCUUCGCUGUUUUCGUCUGUGACAUGGAGAUGAAGGAUUUCCUUCACAGAAUGGGUGAAGAACCCUGUUCCCAUGAAGGCCGCGUGUAUCGGGAUGGGGAGGACUGGCAGCUGAGUCGCUGUGCCAAGUGCCUGUGCCGAGAUGGGGUCACCCAGUGCUUCACAGCUCAGUGUCGGCCACUGUUUUGUAACCAGGAUGAAGCCAUUGUCCGAGUCCCUGGAAAGUGUUGCCCGCAGUGCUCGCCGCCACCCUGCUCUGCAGCUGGCCACAUAUACCAGCAUGGGGAGCAGUGGAACCAAGACUCGUGCACCAUGUGCACUUGUGACCGGGGCAAGACCAGUUGUCAUAAGCAGGCCUGUCCUCCCCUGCAGUGCCAGAAGGAGGGAGAGAAGUGGGAAGAUGGCCCUUGUCAGGUGUGCGAGUGCCAGGGGGCUCAGGUCACCUGCUAUGAGCGCGCUUGCCCGCCGUGUCCAGUGGCCACCCUGGCUCUGGCGGUGAAGGGACAGUGCUGCCCAGAUUGCACUUCAGUUCCUUGCCACCCGGACUGCUUGACCUGCUCUCGUUCCCCGGGCCACUGUGACCUCUGCCAGGAUCCCACAAAGUUGCUGGAGAAUGGACAGUGUGUACACAGCUGCAGCCUGGCAUUUUACCAGGCUGGUAGCCUUUGUUUAGCCUGCCAGCCGCAGUGCUCCGCCUGCACCAAUGCGCUGGAGUGCUCGUCCUGCCGGCCCCCCCUGCUGAUGCAGCAAGGACAGUGCGUGGCCGCCUGUGGGGACGGCUUCUACCAAGAUGGACACUCCUGUGCAGCAUGUCAUGCAUCCUGUGCAGGCUGCUCAGGCCCCACCGAGAAGCACUGCGUGGUCUGCAGAGACCCCUUGCAAGUGCUGAGACAUGGCAGCUGUGAGAAUAGCUGUGGUGACGGCUUCUAUGACAAGCAGGGCACCUGCAUGGCUUGUGACCAGUCCUGUAAGAGCUGCGGUCCCAGCAGCCCCAGAUGUCUGACCUGCACUGAGAGUAUGCUGCUACAUGGCGGGACAUGUGUUUCAGAGUGUCCUGGUGGAUUCUAUGCUGAUGCCAGCAGCAGAUGUAAAGCUUGUCACAGCUCGUGUGCCAGUUGCACUGGACCUGCAAGCUCUCACUGCACAUCCUGCGUUCAGCCCAAAGUCCUACAUCAUGGCUACUGUCUGACCAGCUGUGGAGAGGGCUUCUACGCUGACCAUGGGGUCUGCGCAGCCUGCUAUGCCUCCUGCCAGACUUGUGUGGGACCUGAACCUUCUCACUGCACCGAGUGUAGGAGCCCCGAGAUGGGACUGCAGGUGGGACAGCUCCUGGCCACUGUGCCCUCCGGCGAGUGCCUACCCCACUGCAGUGCCCAGUUUUACCUGGAGAGCACUGGCCUGUGUGAAGCGUGCGACACACAUUGCCGGAGCUGCACUUCACCUACCAGCUGUACCUCCUGCCGAGAUCCCAACCACGUGCUGCUCUUUGGGGAUUGCCAGUCGGAGAGCUGUGCCCUGCAGUACUACCUUGACAUAUCCACCAGGACGUGCAGAGCUGCAGACAGCAGCCUCAAAAAUAGGUUGUGGGGCCUGAGGCUGGAUGGCAAGCAAGCUGAUCUAACACAGACUUCCUCUGCAGAGUGUGACUGGAGUUGCAACGUGUGCAGCGGGCCUCUGCGAACAGACUGCCUGCAGUGCAUGGACGGCUAUGUUCUCCAGGACGGCGCCUGCGAGGAGCGGUGUUCAUUGUCUUUCUACCACGACGCGGGCCUCUGCAAGAGCUGUGACAACCACUGUCUUCAGUGCCAAGGUCCCUACCAGUGCACCCACUGUGAAGAGCCAUUUCUCCUCUUCGAAGCCCAGUGUGUCCAGGAAUGCGGGAAGGGAUAUUUUGCAGAUCAUGCAAAACACAAAUGCACAGGAAAAACACACACUCCCAGUCUUCAUGUGAAUGGGUCCUUGACCCUUGCUAUUGGCGCAAUGAAGCCAUUGGACUUCUCCCUGCUGAAUGUCCAACCCCACGAUGGCACCGUGGAAGAUCUGCUGUUCCACGUUGUGAGUACUCCCACCAACGGUCAGCUCGUGCUCUCAAGAAAUGGAAAAGAGGCUCAGCUGGACAAAGCUGGUCAUUUUAGCUGGAAAGAUGUAAACCAGAGGAAAGUGCGCUUUGUGCAUAGCAAAGAAAAACUCAGAAAAGGUUACUUUUCCUUGAAGAUUAGUGACCAGCAGUUCUUCUCGGAACCACAGCUGAUCAACAUACAAGCAUUUUCAACCCAGGCCCCGUAUGUGCUGAGAAAUGAGGGUCUCCACAUUAGCCGCGGAGAGCAGGAAACAAUCACCACCCAGCUGCUUGACAUCCGGGAUGACGACAACCCACAGGAUGUGGUGGUGGAAGUGCUUGAUUCUCCACGCCAUGGCCAGUUGCUCCACGUGCUUCAGUCCCCUGCAGCCUCCAUCUCUCAGUUCCGGCUGGAUGAACUCUCCAGGGGCCUUCUCUAUGUUCAUGAUGGCUCUAACAGCACAGCCGAUGUCAUGGUUCUCCAGGCCAGUGAUGGACACUCCUUCCAAAAUAUACUAUUCCACGUAACCAUUGGGCCCAAGAAUGAUGGAGCCCUUCAGCUCAUGGCUGACUCAAUGGUGUGGGUUCCGGAAGGCGGCAUGCUACAGAUCACCGACAGAAUCCUGCAGGCUGCGGCUCCCGGUGCCAGCCCAGACAGCAUUGUCUACACUAUUACAGAAGGCCGCCCUCAAUUUGGGGAAGUGGUCCUCCUGGUGAGCCUGCCGGAGGACAGUCCCAGAGACGAAGGGCAGCACCUGCCCGAUGGGAGGACAGCAACGCCGACCAACUCCUUCACCCAGCAGGAUGUCAAUGAUGGCGUCGUGUGGUACAGGCACUCGGGGGCCCCAGCCCAGAGCGACUCCUUCCACUUCCAGGCUCGGGAAGAUGGCCUGACAGUCAUUCAACCUCAUUUCUUGUCCUUUGUGAACUCUAAGAGGCUCAGUGGGAAGAUUGUGUACAAUAUCACUCAACCUCUGCACCCAAAUCAAGGUGUCAUCGAGCACAGGGACCAACCUCUCUCUCCCAUCCGGUACUUCACACAGGAAGACAUUAACCAAGGCAAAAUCGUGUACCGGCCUCCCUUGGCAGCACCCCACCUCCAGGAGAUCAUGGCCUUCUCCUUUGCAGGUCUCCCAGAAUCUGUGAAAUUCCACUUCACGGGCCUCCAGGUGAUAGUGAGGGACCCUCAGGCAGUCCCCGAAGAACUCUUCUUCAAGCUUCAGACACCUCCACAGCAUGGCGUGCUCCUUAAGGACACAGCUGACUUCCGAGGCCCCAUGGUUGCAGGUGACACUUUCACAUAUGAUGAUGUUGAGAAAAACAGUGUGCAAUAUGUACACGAUGGUUCCUCUGCCCGGGAAGACAGCCUGGAGAUCUCAGUCACUGAGGGCCUGGCGGUGACAGUGUCCCAAGUAAGAGUGGAGGUGUCCGUGUCAGAGGACACAGGGCCUCGGCUGGCUGCUGGUUCCUCUCUGAGCAUGACUGUUUCAAGUCACGGCACAGCCACGAUCACCAGGUCACACCUUGCAUACGUGGACGAUUCUUCCCCCGACGCAGAAAUCUGGAUUCAGUUAAAUUCUCUGCCUAUGUACGGUGCUCUCUUAAGAGCUUCAGGAUCUGAGGUGGAAGAGCUCUCUGAGGUUGCCAAUUUCACAAUGGAGGACAUCAACAAUGAGAACAUUAGAUACUCAGCUGGGUUUGAGACAGUCAGUCAUCUGGUUACCGACAGCUUCCACUUCUCUGUCUUUGACACGGACCACAACCAACUGGACAAUCAGAUAUUUACCAUCACGAUCACUCCGGCUGGGAAUCCACCUCCAGUCAUCGGUUUUGCUGACCUUAUCACAGUUGAUGAGGGAGGGAGAGCUCCACUUUCAUUUCACCAUUUCUUUGCUACUGAUGAUCAGGACAACCUCCAGGAAGAUGCCAUCAUUAAACUAAGUGUUCUGCCCAAAUACGGCUGCAUUGAGAACACAGGAACAGGCGAUCGCUUUGGCCCUGGAACAACCAGCAGCCCGGAGGCGUCAUUCCCUAUUCAAGAUGUCCUGGAAAACUACAUAUACUACUUUCAGAGCAUUCAUGAGAGCAUCGAGCCAACCCAUGAUAUUUUUAGUUUCUAUGUGAGUGAUGGAACCAGUCGUUCAGAAAUUCACAGCAUCAAUAUCACUAUUGAGAGGAAGAACGACGAGCCUCCCAGGAUGACCUUGCGGCCCCUUGGAGUGAAGCUGAGCUUCGCCGUGGUGAUAAGCAAUUCUUCUCUGAGCCUCCAAGACCUCGACACCCCAGAUAACGAGCUGGUUUUUGUACUGACAAAAAAGCCUGACCACGGUCAUCUACUCCGGAGACUGACUUCUUCAGAUCCUCUGGAGAAUGGGACAGUGUUAUUCCAGGGCUCCUCCUUCACCUACCAGGAUGUCCUGGCUGGGUUGGUUGGAUACUUGCCUAGGGAUUCUGGUGUAGCAGUGGAUGACUUUCAGUUCUCACUUACUGAUGGCCUCCAUGUGGACACAGGGCGGAUGGAGAUCUACAUAGAACUGCCCAAAAGCGACUCCCCCCAUAUGGCUAUAAACCGAGGACUGCAGCUCUCAGCAGGGUCUGUGGCACGCAUCACAGAACAGCACCUGAAAGUGGCAGGCACUGACUCAGAUGCCCAUCAGGUUAUGUACAUCCUGAAGGAGGAUCCUGGAGCAGGGCGCCUGCAGAUGGUGACACAUGACAGCCUGCGACAGAUCUCUGUGCAUGGCCCCAUCCGAGGCUUCACCCAGGCUGACAUAAGCCAAGGACGUGUCGAGUAUAGUCAUGGAACAGGAGAACCUGGCGGGAACUUUACUUUUAAAUUCGAUGUGGUUGAUGUUGAGGGCAACAGGUUGACGGGCCAGUCGUUUUCCAUUGGUGUUUUAGGUGUCCGGAUCAGUUCCUUUAGUCAGGCUGAUGUGACUUCACAGAAUGUGCAGUACGUCCAUUCCAGUGAGACCGAGAAGCAUUCAGAUGCGUUCGACUUUGUGCUAUCUGAUGGACUCCACGAGGUGACUCAGACUUUCCACAUCACCAUUCAUCCUGUGGAUGAUGCACUGCCGGUGGUGCGCAACUGGGGAAUGCGGGUGCAGGAGGGCGUGCGGAAGACCAUCACUGAGUUCGAACUUAAGGCAGAGGAUGCAGAUACAGAGGCUGACUCCGUCACAUUCAGAGUGGUGCAGCCCCCACGCCAUGGCAUGAUCGAGAGGACCAGCAGGGGGCAGCACACCCGCCUGGCCACCUCCUUCACCAUGGAAGACAUCUACCAGAAGCGGAUCAGCUACAGCCAUGACGGCAGCAACUCCCUCAAGGACCGGUUCACCUUCACUGUCUCUGAUGGGACGAAUCCCUUCUUUAUCAUUGAGGAAGGAGGGAAAGAGAUUACAACAGCAGCACCUCAGCAGUUCCGAGUGGACAUCCUCCCAGUAGACGAUGGCACCCCUACAAUUGUCACCAACCUGGGACUCCAGUGGCUGGAGUAUAUGGAUGGCAAGGCAACCAACCUGAUCACCAAGAAGGAAUUGCUGACCAUGGACCCAGACACGGACGACGCGCAGCUGGUCUAUGAGAUUACGUCGGGCCCCAAGCACGGCCACGUGGAGAACAAGCUGCAGCCCGGCCGAGCUGCUGCCUCGUUCACCCAGGAGGAUGUGAACUUGGGGCUAAUUCGUUAUGUGUUGCAUGACGAGAAGAUCCGCGAGACGAUGGAUAGUUUUCAGUUUCUGGUGAAAGACAGUAAGCCCAAUGUGGUCAGUGACAAUGUCUUCCAUAUCCAGUGGUCCCUCAUCAGCUUUAAAUACACCAGCUACAACAUCAGUGAGAAGGCAGGGUCUGUCAGCGUGACGGUGCGGAGGACCGGGAACCUGAACCAGUAUGCCAUCGUGCUGUGUCGCACCGAGCAAGGCACCGCCCGCUCUAGCUCUGGCCUUGGGGUCAGCGCACACCCGGGACAGCAGGACUACGUGGAGUAUGCUGGCCAGGUGCAGUUUGAUGAGCGAGAGGACACCAAGUCCUGCACCAUUGUCAUCAAUGAUGAUGAUGUGUUUGAGAAUGUUGAAAGCUUCACUGUGGAGCUCAGCAUGCCGGCAUAUGCCCUGUUAGGGGAGUUUACCCAGGCGAAGGUCAUUAUCAAUGACACUGAGGAUGAACCUACUUUAGAAUUUGAUAAGAAGACCUACCGGGUCAACGAGAGUGCUGGCUUUCUAUUUGCACCUAUUGAAAGAAAAGGAGAUUCGAGCAGCAUUGUGUCCGCAGUUUGCUACACAAUCCCUAAGUCGGCUAUGGGAAGCAGCCUCUAUGCUCUGGAGUCGGGCUCUGAUUUUAAAUCGAGAGGAAUGUCUGCUGAGAGUCGUGUGAUACUUGGGCCUGGGGUCACCAUGUCCACCUGCGAUGUCAUGAUUAUUGAUGACAGCGAGUAUGAAGAGGAAGAGGAGUUUGAAAUUGUCUUGGCUGAUGCAUCUGGCAAUGCCCGCAUUGGACAGGUGGCAGCAGCCAGAGUACUCAUCAGUGGUCCCAACGAUGCCUCCACUGUCUCCCUGGGCAACACAGCUUUCACUGUCAGUGAGGAUGCAGGCACAGUGAAGAUUCCAGUCACCCGCCAUGGCACAGAUCUCUCUACUUUCACCUCUGUCUGGUGUGCCACACGGCCCUCUGACCCAGCUUCUGCUACUCCAGGAGUUGACUAUGUCCCCAGCUCCAGGAAGGUGGAAUUUGGGCCAGGUGUGACGGAGCAGUACUGCACCCUGACUAUCUUGGAUGACACUCAAUAUCCAGUCAUUGAAGGAUUAGAGACGUUCGUGGUUUUCCUCAGCUCAGCACAAGGGGCCGAACUGUCCAGACCCUCCCAGGCUGUCAUUGCAAUUAAUGACACAUUCCAAGAUGUGCCAAGUAUGCAGUUUGCCAAGGAUCUGCUCCUCGUGAAGGAGAAGGAAGGCAUCCUACACGUUCCUAUCAUCCGGAGCGGGGACUUAAGCUAUGAGUCCUCUGUGAGGUGCUAUACACAGAGCCACUCGGCCCGGGCCACGGAGGACUUCGAGGAGAGGAGAAAUGCGGACUCUUCACGGAUUAUGUUUCUGAAAGGGGAGAAAGUGAAGAACUGCACUGUCUAUGUCCAUGACGACUCUAUGUUUGAGCCUGAGGAGCAGUUCAGGAUCCACCUUGGCCACCCUCGUGGAAACCACUGGAGUGGAGCAAGAGUUGGAAAGAAUAGCCUGGCCACCGUCACCAUAUCCAAUGAUGAAGAUGGUAAAAACCAGCAAAAAGCAUUACUAGUCAUUUCUAACAAUGACAGUAGUGCCUCAAAUCAGACAGCCCCCACCAUCGAGUUUGAAGAAGCUGCAUACCAAGUCCGGGAGCCUGCAGGGCCAGAUGCCAUUGCAAUUCUGAGCAUCAAGGUGAUCCGCAGAGGGGAUCAGAACAGGACCUCCAAAGUCCGCUGUAGCACACGGGAUGGAUCUGCCCAGUCUGGUGUGGAUUAUUACCCGAAGAGCCGAGUCUUGAAAUUCAAUCCUGGUGUGGACCAUAUAUAUUUUAAAGUUGAGAUCCUGUCCAAUGAAGACCGGGAAUGGCACGAAUCUUUCUCUCUUGUUCUUGGCCCUGAUGACCCAGUGGAGGCAGUUCUUGGGGAUGUGACAACUGCCACAGUGACAAUUCUAGACCAGGAGGCAGCAGGGAGUCUCAUCCUGCCAGCACCACCCAUUGUUGUCACACUUGCUGACUAUGAUCAUGUGGAGGAGGCUACCAAGGAAGGAGCCAAGAAAGCCCCGUCUCCAGGUUACCCUCUGGUCUGUGUUACUCCCUGCGACCCACACUUCCCCAGGUUUGCCAUCAUGAAGGAGCACUGCAGUGAGGCUGGCAUCAACCAGACGUCUGUGCAGUUCAGCUGGGAGGUAGCCGCCCCCACUGAUGGCAACGGGGCCCGCUCACCCUUUGAGACCGUCACCGACAGCACACCAUUCACCAGCGUCAACCACAUGGUCCUGGAUAGCAUUUACUUCAGCCGGCGGUUUCAUGUGCGCUGCGUGGCAAAGGCUGUGGAUAAGGUUGGCCAUGUGGGGACCCCCUUAAGGAGCAACAUUGUUACCAUCGGGACAGAUAGUGCUAUCUGCCACACCCCAGUGGUGGCCGGGACAUCAAGAGGCUUCCAGGCACAGUCCUUCAUCGCAACCUUGAAAUACCUGGACGUCAAGCACAAGGAGCAUCCAAACAGGAUCCACAUCUCAGUGCAGAUCCCACACCAGGACGGGAUGCUGCCGCUUGUCUCCACCAUGCCGCUGCACAACUUGCAUUUCCUGUUAUCUGAGUCCAUCUACAGACACCAGCACGUCUGCUCCAAUCUCGUCACCACCCGCGACCUGAGAGGCAUCUCAGAGGCAGGGUUCCUGGAUGAUGUGGUCUAUGACAGCACUGCCCUGGGUCCUGGCUAUGACCGUCCCUUCCAGUUUGACCCGCGUGUGCGAGAGCUGAAGACCAUCCAGCUCUACAAACACCUGAACCUCAAGAGCUGCGUGUGGACCUUUGAUGCCUACUACGACAUGACCGAGCUCAUCGAUGUGUGCGGAGGCUCAGUAACUGCGGACUUCCAGAAGAUUGACAAGACACAACCUCCCUGUACCUUAUUGGAAGUUGUUACUAACAAGCUGAACGCAGCCAGGUACCCCACACAGUACCUGGCAUUAAACAGUACGUCAGUAAUGACCCGAACUAAUAGUAGUAACAGGAACCCUCUGAGAAAGAAGCGUUCUGUUGGAAACGUGAUGCGCUGUCUUCUCCAGAUCAUUUCCAAAGCAUCACUCUGUACUAAACAGGUGAGGGACUCCGCUCAGUCGUUCUUGACAGUGCAUGUGCCACUCUACGUGUCCUACAUCUACGUGACAGCGCCCCGCGGCUGGGCCUCCCUGGAGCACCACACAGAGAUGGAGUUCUCCUUCUUCUAUGACACAGUGCUGUGGAGGACAGGGAUCCAGACAGACAGUGUGCUCUCAGCAAGGCUUCAAAUAAUAAGGAUCUAUAUUCGAGAAGAUGGUCGGCUUGUCAUUGAAUUCAAGACCCACGCCAAAUUCAGAGAAUCAAGUGUCCAGGGCUCUUUCACAGACAGGCAUAGAGGGGAAAAUACAUCAAAUCUUCUGGCUCAGACUGCCAGUGCAAUGAGUGGGACAGCUGCUAAAGACUCAAGCCUCACCCCCCAAUCAUGCUUCUGCUGCCAGGUUUCAACCCAGCUUGCCCUUGUUGGGGUCAGCAGCAAGUUCCUGAUCCCCAUCGCCUUCCAGCAGACCAACCGCCCUGUGCCCAUGGUGUACUCACUCAAUACUGAAUUCCAGCUCUACAACAAUGAGAAGGUGUUCCUAAUGGACCCCAACACAUCUGAUAUGUCUCUGGCAGAAAUGGAUUACAAAGGAGCCUUUUCAAAAGGUCAAAUCCUUUAUGGCCGAGUACUUUGGAAUCCAGAGCAAAACCUGAACUCUGCGUACAAACUCCAGCUGGAGAAGGUCUACCUUUGCACUGGGAAGGAUGGCUACGUGCCUUUCUUUGAUCCUACAGGGACAAUCUACAAUGAAGGGCCGCAGUAUGGGUGCAUUCAGCCCAAUAAACACCUGAAGCACAGGUUCCUGCUGCUGGUAAGCUCCCUGCUGCUGGACCGCAGUCAGCCAGAGGUCACAGAUAAAUACUUCCAUGACGUGCCUUUCGAGGCCCACUUCGCUUCUGAGUUGCCUGAUUUCCACGUGGUCAGUAGCAUGCCAGGCGUGGAUGGAUUUACUCUGAAAGUGGAUGCUCUCUAUAAGGUGGAAGCAGGACACCAGUGGUAUCUCCAGGUGAUCUACAUCAUUGGCCCUGAUACCAUCCCAGGGCCGCGGGUCCAGCGUUCUCUCACAUCCCCAUUAAGGCGCCAUCCAAGGGACCUGAUAGACCCCAGUGGCCAGCUGACGCUUGACGAUUCCCUCAUUUAUGACAAUGAAGGAGACCAAGUAAAAAAUGGCACCAAUAUGAAGUCCCUGCACCUGGAGAUGCAAGAGCCAAUCAUAGCUGCCUCUCUGUCCCAAACUGGCGCCUCUGUGGGCAGCGCCUUGGCAGCUGUCAUGCUUCUACUUCUGGUAUUUUUGGUGGUUUGUUUCAUCACCAGAAAGUGCCAGAAACAGAAGAAGAAGCAGCCUACAGUGCACAUUCUAGAGGAGUACCCUUUAAAUACCAAGGCGGAUGUAUCCAAGAGGACACCAGACAGGGUGGAGAAGAACGUGAACAGACAGUACUGCACCGUGCGGAACGUCAACAUCCUGAGCGACACCGAUGGGGCCUAUAUGUUCAAAGGUGCUAAAGUAAAAAAAUUGAAUCUGGAAGUCAGAGUCCACAACAACUUACAGGAUGGAACAGAAGUUUAA
Molecule: messenger RNA, 10761 nt
Organism: Octodon degus (degu)
Lineage: Eukaryota; Metazoa; Chordata; Mammalia; Rodentia; Octodontidae
Gene: Fras1
Product: Fraser extracellular matrix complex subunit 1
Exons: 63
Coding region: 1-10761 (3586 amino acids)
Biological process (GO): cell communication
Cellular component (GO): membrane
Molecular function (GO): protein binding
Source: RefSeq, a predicted model, not a curated record